Molecule: messenger RNA, 990 nt
Organism: Aspergillus tanneri
Lineage: Eukaryota; Fungi; Ascomycota; Eurotiomycetes; Eurotiales; Aspergillaceae
Exons: 5
Coding region: 1-990 (329 amino acids)
Molecular function (GO): oxidoreductase activity, acting on the CH-OH group of donors, NAD or NADP as acceptor
Source: RefSeq, a predicted model, not a curated record
AUGUUAAGCUCACACUAUAGCAUUCCACCCGGUGCGUUGGUUCUCGUGACCGGCGCAAACGGCUACAUCGCCUCUCAUGUUAUCAAUCUGCUACUCUUUAGUGGUUACAAAGUGAGAGGCACUAUCCGUGAGCCAAAGCCAUGGCUGGAUGACUUCUUUAACGCCAAGCACGGGCAAGACAAGUACGAGUCAGUUGUGAUACCAAAGCUAGAAGAUGACGGCGCAUUGAAUAAUUGCAUGGAAGGUAUCUGUGGGGUGCUGCAUGUGGCAUCGGAUAUGUCUUACAAUCCUGAUCCCAAUGUCGUCAUUCCAAAUGUAGUGGCCGCUACAUUGAACGUCUUGGCGGCGGCUGCGAGAGCUCCCUCCGUAAAACGAGUGGUACUAACAUCAUCUGUCUUGGCUGCCUUGGAUGGGAACGACGAUGAAAUGGUCGCUGAUGCAGCCUGGAACCCAAGCACUCCGGACACCUUGAAGCCACCAGUGGUAUAUGCUGCGUCGAAAGUACACGGGGAGCAGGCUGCGUGGAGGUGGAUAGAAGAGAACCAGCCUCAUUUUGGGUUCAACACCGUCCUUCCCAAUAUGAAUUUUGGGAGACUUUUUAUGCCAGAAAAGCAACGGUCAUCGAUGGGCUUCACGCGCAGCCUUUUGCGAGGUGACGAUUUAGUGAUGAACAUAAUUCCGCCUCAGUGGUACGUGGAUGUAGAAGACACUGCGCGACUGCAUGCAAUUGCUCUCCUGCAUCCCCAAGUGAUAUCGGAACGUCUCUUUGCAUGUGCAGCUCCUUUCACAUGGGACCAAGUCCUCCAGACUAUGCGCCACCUUCAGCCGCAGAACAGGUUGAUCCCAGAUAAAGCCCCCGCGAGUACCAAGAGGGAUAUUCGAGUGUUGCCUUCACAGCGGGCAGAGAGUCUAUUGAAAGAAUUCUAUGGAAAGCCAGGGUGGACCACGCUUGAGGAGUCCCUUACGGCCGGAAUUGUUGACACAGACUAG